AUGAAUUCCAGUGCACUGUCAGCUCAGUGUCAGCCCAGUUGUAUGAAGUCUUCAAACACCGAUCGCAUCCAUGAAUCAAGAAAUAGGAACCGAACUCAACAUCAGCACCAAAAUGCCUGGUCUUAUAUCUCGAGCAGAAUUGUUGGUAUCAUUCAAAAGACUUUUAAAAAAGAGGAGAAAUACGAUGAGUUUGAGCUGAUGUUAAACGAGGCCUGUGCUCAACGUUUGGCCCAAAAGAACGGACCGCAAAACCAGAUCCGCCGUUCCCGUCGAGAAUUGGAUCGAUUGUGCAAAAAGACUGACUUUAAUAAAGAUGAGGUCAAACUGUUAUAUUGGGGAUACAAGUGCGCCACUGCUAUGUCUGAUGGUAUACUUAAUGAGUCCAUAUUUAAAGACAUAUACUCUCAGUUCUUCCCACAGGCCGGUGACGCCAGUCUGUAUGCACACUAUGUGUUCAAUGCUAUGUUCAGUGACUCCCUGUCUAAAAACAACGGACAAAUUACUUUCUCCGAUUAUGUCAGUGCUUUGGCACUGUUAUGUAAGGGCUCAGUGAUGGACAAAAUACGAUGGAUAUUCACAUUAUAUGAUAUCAAUAAAGACGGUCGUAUAACAUUAGAUGAAUUAAAUCAAAUAUCUGUCGCCAUAUACGCGCUGUUGGGUUGUAAUGUUUCGCCGGCCUAUGACUUAAAGACAUGUGAAGAGCACGCAAACCAAGUGUUUGAAAGACUGGACGUCUAUAAGAAUGGUUACAUCACUUAUGACCAGUUUAUGGACAUUUGUACUAAAGAUGAGACAAUCAUAAGAUCGAUGCAAUUCCUCGACACAACUGGUUUACAAUGAUUUUAAUGGAUGGCAUUCAAUGUCUAUGGAUUUCUAUGAAAUUAUCAUCAUUUGUGACCAUUUCAAUG
Oppia nitens is the source of this 908-nucleotide messenger RNA. RefSeq names its product Kv channel-interacting protein 1-like. The record is from RefSeq and is a predicted model, not a curated record. Lineage: Eukaryota; Metazoa; Arthropoda; Arachnida; Sarcoptiformes; Oppiidae. The transcript has 5 exons. Gene Ontology annotation, molecular function: calcium ion binding. The coding region runs from base 1 to 840 and encodes 279 amino acids.